Hippopotamus amphibius kiboko is the source of this 2500-nucleotide messenger RNA. RefSeq names its product telomeric repeat binding factor 1 (gene TERF1). Bases 20 to 1435 code for a protein of 471 amino acids. The record is from RefSeq and is a predicted model, not a curated record. Gene Ontology annotation, cellular component: chromosome, telomeric region; nucleus. The transcript is spliced from 11 exons. NCBI's taxonomy places the organism in Eukaryota, Metazoa, Chordata, Mammalia, Artiodactyla, Hippopotamidae. Gene Ontology annotation, biological process: telomere maintenance. Gene Ontology annotation, molecular function: telomeric repeat DNA binding; protein homodimerization activity.
GCCGCGCGAGCGGUUUAACAUGGCGGAGGACGCCGCCUCAGCGGCUGCGAGCCCGCGAGGGCGUGCGGACGGGGAGGAUGCUGGCUCCCCAGAGGAGCGGAUGGUGGAAACCGCAAGAGAUGAUCAGGAGCAGUUUGAGUGCCAGGAACUGCUCGAGUGCCAGGUGCAGCUGGGGGCCCCUGAGGAGGAAGAGGACGCGGACCUGGUGGCCGAGGCCGAGGCGGUAGCGGCCGGCUGGAUGCUCGAUUUCCUCUGCCUCUCGCUUUGCCGGGCCUUCCGUGACGGCCGCUGCGACGACUUCCACCGCACCCGCGACAGCGCUGAGGCUAUUAUUCAUGGACUGUCCAGUCUAACAGCUUAUCAACUGAGAACUAUAUACAUAUGUCAAUUUUUGACAAGAAUUGCAGCCGGAAAAACCCUUGAUGCACAGUUUGAAAGUGAUGAACGAAUUACACCCUUGGAAUCAGCCCUGAUAAUUUGGGCUUCAAUUGAAAAGGAACAUGACAAGCUUCAUGAAGAAAUACAGAAUUUAAUUAAAAUUCAGGCUAUAGCUGUCUGCAUGGAAAAUGGAAAUUUUAAAGAAGCAGAAGAGGUCUUUGAAAGAAUAUUUGGCGACCCAGAUUCUUCUACGCCUUUAAAAAGGAAAUUGCUUAUGAUAAUCUCUCAGAAAGAUACAUUCCAUUCCUUUUUUCAACACUUCAGCUACAACCACAUGAUGGAGAAAAUUAAGAGUUAUGUGAAUUAUGUGCUAAAUGAAAAAUCAUCAACCUUUCUAAUGAAGGCAGCAGCAAAAGUAGUGGAAAGUAAAAGAGCAAGAACAACAACUUCUCAAGAUAAACCUAAUGGUAAUGAUAUUGAAUUGGAAACUGAAGCUGAUUUGGGUAUAGGAAAAAGUGUUAGUGACAAACAGUCUGCGGUAACUGAAUCCUCAGGGGAUACAGUAUCCUUAUUGAGGUCUCACAAAAAUCUCUUCUUAUCUAAGUUGAAACAUGGAAACCGACAACAGGAUGAUAAUAAGAAAGAGGAAAGAGUGGAAACUCUUCAAAGUAAGUACACUUAUUUAUUUCUUAUUAAACUGAAUAAGAGGGAAAGAGGGAAGGGUUUACUUCUUACAGUGUGUCAGAUACUCCUUAAACAUUAUUUUAAGAGAUCACAAAAGAAAAAAGAGAACAGUAGGCGAGCCACUGAAAGCAAGAGAAUACGUGUUUUAAACAGUCAGCCUGUAACUCCCAAAAAACAUCGAUCUAGAAAAAAACAGGCGUGGCUUUGGGAAGAGGACAAGAAUCUGAGAUCUGGCGUGAGGAAAUACGGAGAGGGAAAUUGGUCUAAAAUACUAUCACAUUAUAAAUUCAACAACCGAACAAGCGUCAUGUUGAAAGACAGAUGGAGGACUAUGAAGAAGCUGAAGCUGAUCUGCUCGGACAGUGAAGACUGAGUGUGUUUGUAGAGCUCGAUGACAGUUAAACCUUUUUCAGCACUGCAUUUUAUUUGAAACUUGGUGGUCAUUAAUGUAGCUUAACAUUUUGUUUAAAGCAUUAAAGUAUUUUUUCUGUGGCACAGUCAUUUAAUGUGAGGAUUUGUGCUAUAAGAGCAAGAUUUUAUAGCAUCAUCAUAUUCUUUAAGAAUCUCUUUACAUUGAUAAAAAAAAAUUUUCUGAACCCUAGUGCUUUCAAUACUCCUACCUCCAAACCCUGUUCCAAUAAAAAAAUGAAAGCCUGGUAAGAGAAAAAAUAUAUUGCUGUUAACCUAUUCUGUAUCUGUGAGCCAGCUUCAACUCCAUGACACAUAAAAGUGAAGUUUAAAAAUCACUGAAUAGUAAUAGACCUUUGACAUAAGGGGUAGUGACUUGACUUAUGGCCUUAAUAUAUUAAUUGCUAAGACAUUUGCUUAUAGAAUGAUAAAUGUACAAAGUCAUCUGUGAGUUAUACUUAAAUUUUUCUUUCAGUAGUUUCAUACAAAGGAAAAAAGUUGAAAAUGGUAAUACCCAUAGGACAAAGUUUAUAUACUACUAAGAAUAGCUUAUGUCUCAUUUAGGUACAUUUGACUUUUGUUCUAGUGUUAAAACUUUGACAAAGAUGGUUUUAAAUUAAGCUUCUUUUAUAAUCUGGUGCCAUAACUAUCAAUUUCUCUGAUAUUUUCAUUUAAUUAGAUAAAUAUUGGGCCUAGAUGGUGUUCUGUAAAUGCUUAAAUUGGUUUUAACCAUGAUCAUUUUGAUGUCUUUGAUUAAUACUAAAUAAACAAGGUCAUUCAUACCUUAUUAGACAGUUGAGUUUUCACCAAUAUAUUCUUUAGAGGAUAUAGUCAAAAACUAGUAUUAUUUAACACUUUGAGUUAUGUAUGCUUUAUUUAACAAGUGUGUGAAAAUGUUUACCUAUUUGCAUAAAAAAUUAAAUGAUUAUUUUGUAAUCUAUUUCUUAUUAAAGUUUAUGCAUUACCUUCUCAUUGUUACUGAAGUCAUUGUCCUGUACGUAUAAUAAAUAGAAAUGUGGAUGUUUCCUGA